Pistacia vera is the source of this 708-nucleotide messenger RNA. RefSeq lists its product as uncharacterized. Lineage: Eukaryota; Viridiplantae; Streptophyta; Magnoliopsida; Sapindales; Anacardiaceae. The coding region runs from base 1 to 708 and encodes 235 amino acids. Gene Ontology annotation, biological process: DNA integration. Gene Ontology annotation, molecular function: nucleic acid binding. The transcript has 2 exons. The record is from RefSeq and is a predicted model, not a curated record.
AUGGACAUUGAGCUAGCUGACUGCUGGAUGACCCCGAUAGUGAAGUAUUUGGAACACAACGAGCUCCCAGCUGACAAAAACGAAACACGCCGCUUGAGAGCAAGAGCCGCCAGGUUCACCAUAUAUAAAGGCCAACUCCUUAAGAAAUCAUUCUCUGGUCCCUACCUAAAGUGCACAGACCCCAAAGAGGCCAAACGUGUUCUCGUCGGACUCCAUGAAGGCGAAUGUAGAAACCAUGCAGGGGGACGCAGCCUGGCUCACCGAGUGAUCACUGCUGGGUACUACUGGCCAACUAUACGCACUGCUUCGACUGCUUAUGUUAAGAAGUGCAACAGUUGUCAAAGGUUCGAGAUACCGAAGGAAAUCGUCACCGACAAUAGAUCCCAAUUUAUCAGUUCAGGCUUCAGUUUCUGCGACAUGUGGGGGAUCAAGCUUAGCUUCUCCACCCCCUGCAACCCCCAGUCCAACGGCCAGGCCGAGUCAUCAAAUAAAACCAUCAUACAGACCUUAAAAAAGCGAUUGCAGAAAGCAAAGGGUGCAUGGGCAGAUAAGCUACCCGGAGUCCUUUGGUCCUACCGAACUAUAGCUCACUCGUUAACAGGCGAGACCCCAUUCUCCCUCACAUACGAUUCUAAAGCGGUCAUCCUGGCCGAAGUAUCAGUUCCGUCCACUAGGCUCCAAUGGGCAGACGAGGAAACCAACAGCUAG